Trypanosoma brucei brucei TREU927 is the source of this 1173-nucleotide messenger RNA. Its product is annotated as arginine N-methyltransferase, putative. Bases 1 to 1173 code for a protein of 390 amino acids. Gene Ontology annotation, molecular function: protein-arginine omega-N monomethyltransferase activity. The transcript has a single exon. Gene Ontology annotation, biological process: peptidyl-arginine methylation. The record is from RefSeq and is a predicted model, not a curated record. Lineage: Eukaryota; Euglenozoa; Kinetoplastea; Trypanosomatida; Trypanosomatidae.
AUGCCCCCAAAGCAGCACCGCCACCAAAAGAAGGACAAGAACGACAAUGCGUUGCAGAACACAAUUGGGUUUGUUCCUCCUGGAGCCACUCUCGCUAGUGUGUCCGGUUACCGUCCUCCUGACGCCUUUGUUAACCGAAUCGAUAGAAAUAUACCGGUCCCCGCCCGCCUGCGCCACACACCAGUUUCCCUCAUUGAAGCGGUGAAUGAUUUCCACUACGCAAUGAUGAAUGAUGAGGAACGCAAUAAUUUCUACUAUGAGGUUUUGAAGAAACAUGUGACUCCAGAAACUGGUGUACUGGAGAUUGGUGCUGGAUCAGGUUUACUGUCUCUCAUGGCCGCUAAGCUUGGUGCGAAGUGGGUUGUUGCAGUGGAGGGAAGCGAAGAAUUGGCGAAGUUGGCACGUGAGAACAUCCGUGCUAAUAAUAUGGAACAUCAGGUAAAGGUUCUUCAUAUGAUGAGUACAGAGCUCAAAUCAAAGCACUUACCCGAACCACCGGAUGUUCUUUUGUCGGAGAUAUUUGGAACGAUGAUGCUUGGAGAGUCGGCACUAGAUUAUGUUGUGGAUGUGAGAAAUAGGUUACUGAAGCCAACAACGAAAAUAAUUCCACAGUUUGGAACGCAAUACGCCGUCCCCAUCGAGUGCGACGCUCUUCACCGUAUUUCAUCUGUAUCGGGCUGGCGUGACUUGGACCUGAAGCAUAUGAUGACAUUGCAGGAUACCGUGAGUAUUGUCUUUGCUAAACACUACGGUAUCCGUAUGAACAGUGUGAACUUCAGGAGGUUAAGCGAUCCCAUAGAGCUAUUCAGAGUCGACUUUAGCUCCUCGAAUCGGAACGAUAUUCCUCGGCGAAAGCACUUCGACGUUGUGGCUAAAGAGAGUGGAACGGCCCAUGCAAUGUUGUUCUACUGGAAAGUUACCGACGAUGAAUUUGUCAUGUCAACGGACCCGGAAGACACAGUCAACAACUUCCCACGUGAUAUGCAGUGGGGUCAGGCGCUUCAGCUGUUGGACGCCUCUAACGGCCCUCUGCCCACACCGGUUGUAUUCACCGAGGGAAAGAAUUAUAACUUUGAGUGUAAUUUUUCGGGAGACCGCGUGAUUCUUCACAUGCAGCUCUGCCCCGAAAGUGGGAACGGUGAAAUGACUGAGUGCGAGGGCAAAACAACCUGA